Molecule: messenger RNA, 409 nt
Organism: Spea bombifrons (plains spadefoot toad)
Lineage: Eukaryota; Metazoa; Chordata; Amphibia; Anura; Pelobatidae
Product: pro-neuropeptide Y-like
Exons: 4
Coding region: 1-255 (84 amino acids)
Biological process (GO): feeding behavior; neuropeptide signaling pathway
Cellular component (GO): extracellular region
Molecular function (GO): neuropeptide Y receptor binding; neuropeptide hormone activity
Source: RefSeq, a predicted model, not a curated record
AUGAGUCGCCACCAGUCGAACCCUGCCAAGAUGACCUUACGGUUCAGCCACAUCACCUCCGUCCUCUUCAUCUUCCUGGCUCUAAGCUACGUGUGCUUAGCUGCCCCCAGUGAGCCCCAGCACCCUGGAGACCAAGCCUCGCCGGAGCAGCUUGCCAAGUAUUAUUCAGACCUUUGGCAGUACAUCACCUUCAUCACCCGUCCCAGAUUUGGAAAAAGAUUGGAUGAUUUUUGGGUUGAGUACAACCCGAACUAGCAAACCUUGAAGGGAGAUCCACAUGGAGUUCUUCGAAAAGAAAGGGGAUCCUCAAACCGACCCUGGACCCCUGUACUAUCGUGCAGUUCUUUGUGUUAUAUAAAACCCCCCAUAACCUGAUGAAUAAAGGAGAUGAGAUUCAGUAAUUAGCGCA